Capra hircus (goat) is the source of this 3852-nucleotide messenger RNA. RefSeq names its product von Willebrand factor A domain containing 5B1 (gene VWA5B1). The coding region runs from base 15 to 3767 and encodes 1250 amino acids. The record is from RefSeq and is a predicted model, not a curated record. The transcript is spliced from 21 exons. NCBI's taxonomy places the organism in Eukaryota, Metazoa, Chordata, Mammalia, Artiodactyla, Bovidae.
UAGUAGCCUGCGAGAUGCCGGGUCUGCUGAACCAGAUCACAGGGGCGGCCCUGCCCCUCACCUCGUCCGACGUCACCUCCUUCGUCAGCGGUUAUGCUCUGGGGCUCACCGCUUCCCUCACCUAUGGCAACCUGGAAGCCCAGCCUUUCCAGGGCCUCUUCGUGUACCCCCUGGACGAGUACACCACGGUGAUCGGCUUUGAGGCGGUCAUCGGGGACCGCGUUGUGACGGUACAGAUCAAGGACAAAGCCAAAAUAGAGGGCGGCCACUUUGAGGCUACGGGCAUUCGAGCUGCGACCGUCACAGGUAAGAGGGCUGGAGGGGGACCACUCUGCAAACGUUCCAUUAUCCCUCCCUCCUGCCAACCAGGCAAGGUGGCUCUGGAUGAGGAUUUGGAGCGGAUCCUCUUUGUGGUCAACCUGGGGACCAUCGCCCCGAUGGAGAACGUCACCGUGUUCGUCAGCACCUCCUCGGAGCUCCCGACGCUGCCCAGCGGGGCUGUGCGGGUCCAGCUGCCUGCUGUCUGUGCCCCGACCGUGCCCCCGUUCUGCACGGAGAGCACCGGCUCCCCCAGCCAGCAGGUCCACGGCAGAGACAAGCACUGCUUUGGCAGCCAGGCCCUGGACUCCUGGAAUAGACUAUGCCUGUCGACUCUCCUGGACACCGACGUGUCCAACCCCAUGGAAUAUGAGUUCAACUUCCAGCUGGAGAUUCGUGGGCCCUGCCUGCUUGCAGGGGUGGAGAGUCCCACCCACGAGAUCCGAGCUGACGCCGCCCCUUCCGCAAGCUCGGCCGAGAGCAUCAUUGUCACCCUGGCCAACAGGCACACCUUCGACCGGCCCGUGGAGAUCCUCAUCCACCCCAGCGAGCCCCAUGUGCCGCAUGUGCUGAUGGAGAAAGGCGACAUGACCCUGGGGGAGUUUGACCAGCACCUGAAGGGAAGAGCAGAUUUCAUCAAAGGGAUGAAGAAGGACAGCAGCGCAGAGCGAAAGACAGAAAUCAUCCGGAAACGCCUUCACAAGGACAUCCCCCACCAUUCCGUCAUCAUGCUCAAUUUCUGCCCUGACCUCCAAUCGGCCCAGCCGAACCUGAGGAAGACCCGCGGGGAGUUUAUCUUCCUUGUUGACAGGAGUGGCAGUAUGAGUGGGACCAACAUCCAGUGCGUCAAGGAUGCCAUGCUGGUGGCUCUUAAGAGCCUCAUGCCAAGCUGCCUCUUCAACAUCAUUGGGUUUGGAUCCACAUUUAAAACCCUCUUCCCUUCCAGUCAGACCUACAGUGAGGAGAACUUGGCCAUGGCCUGUGAUAGCAUCCAGAAAAUGCGAGCUGACAUGGGUGGCACCAACAUCCUCUCCCCGCUCAAGUGGGUCAUCCGGCAGCCAGUGCUCCGAGGCUGCCCGAGGCUUCUCUUCCUGAUCACAGACGGCGCCGUCAACAACACCGGGAAGGUGCUGGAGCUGGUGCGAAACCAUGCCUUCUCCACCAGGUGCUAUAGCUUUGGAAUUGGACCCAACGUCUGCCACAGACUGGUGAAAGGGUUGGCAACUGUGUCCAAGGGCAGUGCUGAGUUCCUGGAGGAGGGGGAGCGGCUGCAACCCAAGAUGGUCAAAUCCCUGAAGAAGGCUAUGGCCCCGGUCCUGAGUGAUGUGACUGUGGAGUGGGUCUUCCCUGAGACCACCGAGGUCCUGAUCUCACCUGUCAGCACCAGCUCCCUCUUCCCCGGAGAACGGCUGGUGGGGUAUGGCAUUGUCUGUGAUGCCUCUUUAUACAUCUCCAAUCCUAGAACUGACAAGAGAAGACGAUACAGCAUGCUGCACUCUCAGGAGUCCGGCAGCUCUGUCUUCUACCACUCACAGGAUGAGGGGCCCAACCCAGACAGCGGGGACUGUGUCAGGAGCGUGGGGGCACCGUUCAGCCCGAGACAGGCCAAAGACACCCAGCCGUCCAGCGGGGACGCCACCCCCAAUCCCGGUCUAGACCUCUCCCAGCGACGGCGGGCAUAUAGCACCAACCAGAUCACCAACCAUAAGCCCACCCCAAGGACCCUCAUAGCCAGCGACCCCACAACGGCUACCAGGAGAUACCCACUGCGGAAAACCAGGCUGCAGGACCUCACCAACCAGACCAGCCUGGAUGCUCCGUGGUGGCAGAUUGAUUUGCAGCCCUUGCUGAAGGGUGGCCCAGACCUGAGCCAGGGUCCCAAACUCCGGGGCCCAGGGGCCCGCAGGCCCUCUCUACUGCCCCAAGGCUGCCAGCCCUUCCUACCCUCCAACCAGGAGACCCAGGCCUGGAGCCCCAUGAAAGAGCUGGAUCUUGGGUCCAAUUUGAAGCCUGCCUCAGAGAGCCGCAGCCCUGGGGACCUGGAGCCGUCCCAUCACCCCUCUGCCUUCGCGACGGAGACGUCCUCCGACUGGGAGCCCCUGGCCGAGUCUGAGGAGCGGGCCAGCCCCAGCAGGCCCGUCACCCCAGGCCCCGUGCUGGGUAAGGCCGUGGUCAAGGGCCUGCGGGACAGCCAGCAUUUGCAGUGGGAAGUGAGCUUCGAGCUGGGGCCUCCCGGCCCCGAGAGGGGCAGCGCGCAAGAGCCCGACCUGUGGAGCGAGACCUUCCACCACCUGGCGGCGCGCGCCAUCAUCCGGGAUUUUGAGCAGCUGGCGGAGCGAGAGGGUGAGAUUGAGCAAGGGUCCAGCCGCCGCUACCAGGUGAAUGCCAUGCACACCAGCAAGGCCUGCAACGUCAUCAGCAAGUACACAGCCUUUGUGCCCGUGGACAUAAACAAGAGCCGUUACCUGCCCACCGUGGUGGGAUACCCCAACUCCGGUGCUGCGUUGCGGAUGGUCAGCUCUCGGGUCCUGACUCGACAGUGGAAGGGCACUUCUGGAUUCAGGCGAUCCCAGACCACGCUUGGCGAAGACUCAGCUGCAGGGGACAGCAAGUAUCAGAAUCUAAGUAAGAACUGCCUCGAUGUGUGUGAAGGGGAGGGCCGGGUAGCUCAGGCCUCACUGGCUCCCUCUGUUGUAGACGUGGAGGAAAGUGCCCUGACGCCCUUCAGUGAGAACAUGGCCCGCGAGAAGUACCCUACUCCUGAAGGUCCCCUGCGAGGUUUGGCCACCAACACCCUUUCUUCCUUGAAGGCCUCAGACACUCUGUUUGGAUCCAGGCUGAGUCUCAACAAGUCUAGGCUGUUGACACGAGCGGCCAAGGGCUUCCUGGGCAAACCGCUGAGCAAGACUCCAGACUCAGCCCAGGGGAACCAGAGCUCUGACUACAUCCUGCUGGUGUCUCUGCAGCUGGCUUCCGGGGCCUUCCUGCUCAACCAAGCCUUCUGCGAGGCCAUCCGCGUCCCCAUGGAGAAGCUCAAGUGGACCUCGCCCUUCACCUGCCACCGGGUGUCACUCACCGCCCGCCAGCCCCCGAGUCCCCAGCCGUGCGCCAGCCCCGCGCCCCUGCACCCCUCCCGCGAAGGCCUCUCCCAGGAGCCCCUGGCUGAGGGCAGGCCGGGCCAGGAGCCCAGGGCCGUGGUGGAGCACAUGGGGAAGCUGUGGGCCACCGUGGUGGCGCUGGCGUGGCUGGAGCACAGCUCCGCCUCCUACUUCGUUGAGUGGGAGCUAGUGGCCGCCAAGGCCAGCUCGUGGCUGGAACAGCAGGAGGUGCCCGAGGGCCGCACGCAGGGCACACUCAAGGCUGCCGCCCGCCAGCUGUUCGUACUCCUGCGGCACUGGGACGAGAACCUGGAAUUCAAUAUGCUCUGCUAUAACCCGAAUUAUGUGUAGGGGGCGAUGGGGAGGCUGGGGAGGCGCGGGAGAGUGAGGGGAACCCCGUGGGCCUGGUAAGCGGCACUCUUGAAAACUAUAGCCA